This is a messenger RNA of Daphnia pulex (common water flea), 801 nucleotides long. RefSeq names its product basic proline-rich protein-like. NCBI's taxonomy places the organism in Eukaryota, Metazoa, Arthropoda, Branchiopoda, Diplostraca, Daphniidae. The coding region runs from base 1 to 801 and encodes 266 amino acids. The transcript has a single exon. The record is from RefSeq and is a predicted model, not a curated record.
AUGCCACCAAUUCAUUUAACCACAAUUUCCGACGAAAUAGAAGAAGCAAUUUCUCAAGAUGUAAUAAAGCCAAUGACCAGUUGUCGGCCACAACCGGCCGCCGCUACUCCUGGAGCACCUCAAGUCGAUGCCGCUGCUGCUGCUAUAGUGCUACAUCUGCCACAACCGGCUGCCGCUACUCCUGGAGCACCUCAAGUCGGUGCCGCUGCUGCUGCUAUAGCGCCCCCUCUUCUCCGUCGCGGGCGGCCACAACCGGCUGCUGCUCCUCCUGGACCACCACCUCAAGUCGGGCGGAGUGUGCCCAUUGCCGCUGCCGCUGCUAUGGAGCCACGUAUUGUCGGUCGGAGUCGGCCAGUACCGAUUCCCACUCCUCCUGGACCACCUCAAGUCGGGCGGAGUAUGCCCAUUUCCGCUGCCGCUGUUAUGGAGCCACGUCUUGUCGGUCGGAGUCGGCCAGUACCGAUUCCCGUUCCUCCUGGACCACCUCAAGUCGGGCGAAGUAUGCCCAUUGCCGCUGCCGCUGCAAUGGAGCCACGUCUUGUCGGUUUGAGUCGGCCAGUACCGAUUCCCGCUCCUCCUGGACCACCUCAAGUCGGGCGGAGUAUGCCCAUUGCCGCUGCCGCUGCUAUGGAGCCACGUCUUGUCGGUCGGAGUCGGCCAAAACCGGCUACCGCUCCUCCUGGAGCACCUCAAGUCGGUGCCGCUGCCGCUGCAAUGGAGCCACGUCUUGUCGGUCGCGGUCGGCCACAACCGGCUGCCACUCCUCCUGGAGCACCUUUAAGUUGGUCAACUUGGGCCUAG